CCUCAUUUGAACAUCACAUCAACAAUGGUGGAAAUACACACAAAAAAAGAAGUUUUAUGGUCGUAGAGAGGAGCCAUGAAUCCUUCAUUGGUUGUGUAUUAGGUUGGUGUGGACCAUGACACAUAACAACUUGAUUGAGCAACAUGAUGAGGAGUCAGGUUUCAAGAGGGCCAAGCCACCAGAGAGGUCAGCGUCAAUACCAAUUACCCACAUACAUUUGGGUGAGAUCCUUUUCAUCAUAUUUGAAUUGAAAUCGAUUGGAGUAUUAUUCCGGAAAAUGGUAUUAAAUUGGUUAGAUCAGAAAUCGAUUGAGCCAAUUAAAAAAUUAGUUGAAUUAUUUUUCUUUUUAAAUUUUAAUAAUUUUUUAUCGAACCAAUUUGUCUACCGGUUUAGUUCUAGAAACAUUUCUUUUGAGUCAUAACCUUGUAAAGGAACUGUUAAUGUGACAGUUGCUAUAUAUUAGAAUUGGUUUGUGAUAUAAGUAUACAUAGAGACAUUUUUUUGUAGGUUAAUUUGGACAAUGGUCUAAAAGGGGAGGGCGAGGGGUUUUUUCUUUAAAAGGAAGAUUCAUUAAAAUACAUGUAACCCUAAUGUUUUGUUAUUGCCAUUAAAAUACGUAUUCUAGCAUUAUAUUCAUAUUCUGGUUUGAAUAUGUCACGAGCAGGUUUUCAGGUUGACUGAUAUCUAAGUGCCUGCAUUUCUUUAGUUGAUUUCAAACUUGUAUCAAACUCCGUGACCCAAGUGUAAUAAAUUGACAAUCAGAGGUAGGAUGUUUGAUUUCCAUGGCAAUCAUUUACAUCUAAAUCAAGGCAAAAACUAGUAAAACUUUUUUUUUUUUUUUAUAAAAUAGUUUACAAAAUACAAAAGCAGGUAUCUUGGUGGUAAGACAAAUAUUUGGUUUUGGAUCAUCCACAAAACAACAUGCUCAGGCAUAGUUGUCUAUAAUAUUUAUUUAGUCAAGAAAAUGAUAAACUAUUAGUCCUACAAAAGUUGUUGCCCCUUUGAAUGUAAUCUUCAGCAAGCUGUUGGAAACAUAAACCCGGAAUUUCGCCUCUAUAUCUUACUAAAAUCUAGUUUCCAAGCUUUGAAGUAUAAUUUGGAAGGUGUUGACCCAGAUUUUGGUAUAUAUACAUUCAUGUCAGUAUGGGGUUUCUCCUUCAAUUCAGGAGUUUGUUUUCCAAGCCAGACAGACAAGGGUUUUGCAGGAUGGAAAUGACACCUCAAACGCCAAAUGAUCCUUUCUACAUGAGUGCUCCAGCUAGCCCCAAUAGAAUCAGCCUGGAAGUGGAAGGUUUGUGUUUCUUCAGUGUCCCAACAAGUCCCACCAGGAGGGCUCUCAAGGUUGCAUAUGAAACCAGUCCCAAUGUUGAUGAGUUCGAGUUUGAAACCAGUCGUCAUUUCAAUGUUGAUGAAUAUGAGCCUGAGUCCCAACCGGAGGAACCAAAUCAAAACCAUGGUGGUGUUAAGGAACCACUUCCUACCAUGGCGUUUGCUGAUGAACUGUUUGCAGAUGGGAAAGUGAUGCCAUUGAAGCCUCCUCCUAGACAUCAAUAUUCUAAUAGCUCUACUUGGUCAUCCCCUAGGUCGCCACCUACUGGUGUCCUAAGACUUCCAUUUCAACGUAGGAGCUUGUGGAACGAUGAUUUUGAUCCUUUCAUGGUAGCUUUGAAGAAUGUGAAGGAAGAAAACCAAGGGAGAACCCAUAGACGGUCUCGUUCCAUGUCACCAUUUAGGGAGAGGGGUACAACACCAAAAGAAACCAAUGAGUAUUCAGGGACAAGCCAGCAUCGAAUCAAUCAAAUGGGUCUCAUAUUACCAAGGAAACAAUCGGUUCCAGACCAGAACCGGCAAAUGGGUCGUCAACAACAGGUGAAGAAAAGGGAACUAAAGCUGGCAGAGCCCAAAGGAGUUCUUUUUGCAAGGCGAGCAAGGCUUGUGAAAGUUGGGAAUGGAAAACCCACAAAACCAAGUGAGGUGGAUUCAAGUUCAACAAUGGAGGGAGGAGACACUCAUGCUAAGCAAACCAAGGGUCAGAAAAUCAAGAACUUCCUGUUUAGGAGUGGAUCAAUGAGAAAUGAAAACAAGCCUAAAUGUUGUGCAAAUGGAACACAGUCGAGGCCUAAACUUAAAAGGAAAUUUAGCUUGAAGGCCGUGGGAAUUACCCAAUACAAAGAGGAAAAGAGGGUACCUGAAGUCACCCUAACCACACUCAUACAAUAUAGACCCAAGUUGUUGCUUUGUAUGGGUUAUGGGGCUAAGUAUGCCAAGUAAAAGGUUCUUCUCUUAUGUUGCAUGGAUUUAAAGAUUUGGAUUUGCUUUUUAUUUGAUAUAUAAAUGGUGAAAAUUAUAUGAACACUUUAUGUAUAAAUUAAUUAAAAUUUUAGAGUAAUUAUUUAAAACAUAA
Messenger RNA from Gossypium raimondii (Peruvian cotton), 2404 nucleotides. RefSeq lists its product as uncharacterized. The coding region runs from base 1144 to 2271 and encodes 375 amino acids. The transcript has 2 exons. The record is from RefSeq and is a predicted model, not a curated record. NCBI's taxonomy places the organism in Eukaryota, Viridiplantae, Streptophyta, Magnoliopsida, Malvales, Malvaceae.